Messenger RNA from Phodopus roborovskii (desert hamster), 2259 nucleotides. It is a transcript of the gene Rgs9, whose product is annotated as regulator of G protein signaling 9. The transcript has 19 exons. The coding region runs from base 197 to 2230 and encodes 677 amino acids. Gene Ontology annotation, biological process: intracellular signal transduction; G protein-coupled receptor signaling pathway; regulation of G protein-coupled receptor signaling pathway. Lineage: Eukaryota; Metazoa; Chordata; Mammalia; Rodentia; Cricetidae. The record is from RefSeq and is a predicted model, not a curated record.
UCCAGCUGCUUUGCAUGUCGGCGGGUGCGAGGGAGAGUCGAGGGGCGGCGGGCGACAUUCUGGGCCCUGCGCGCUCCUCUCUCUGCGCCUCCCGGUUCACGCCCAGGCUGGGGCAGACCAGGCUGGCUUGUGAACUUGGGGUUUCCCCUUUUCGCUCCCAUUCGUGCUGUGGUCGUGAAUUCAUCCAGGGUCCAGAAUGACGAUCCGACACCAAGGCCAGCAGUACAGGCCGAGGAUGGCUUUUCUCCAAAAGAUUGAAGCGCUGGUGAAGGACAUGCAGAACCCAGAGACGGGAGUCAGAAUGCAGAACCAGAGGGUCUUGGUCACCAGCGUCCCUCACGCCAUGACAGGAGGUGAUGUUCUACAAUGGAUUAUCCAGCGGCUUUGGAUCUCUAACCUGGAGGCACAGAACUUGGGCAACUUUAUUGUCAAGUAUGGCUACAUCUAUCCUUUGCAAGACCCCAAGAAUCUUAUCCUCAAGCCUGACAGCAGUCUCUACCGGUUUCAGACACCAUAUUUCUGGCCCACUCAGCAAUGGCCAGCUGAAGACACAGACUAUGCCAUCUAUUUAGCUAAGCGAAAUAUCAAGAAGAAAGGAAUUUUAGAAGAAUAUGAAAAGGAAAACUAUGAUUUCCUCAACAAAAAAAUUAACUACAAGUGGGAUUUUGUCAUCAUGCAGGCCAAAGAGCAGUACCGGACUGGAAAGGAAAGGAACAAAGCCGACAGGUAUGCGCUGGAUUGCCAGGAGAAGGCGUAUUGGCUGGUGCACCGAAGCCCACCUGGAAUGAACAAUGUGCUGGAUUACGGCCUGGACCGAGUAACCAAUCCAAACGAAGUUAAGAAACAAACGGUCACUGCUGUCCGAAAAGAGAUCAUGUAUUACCAACAGGCCUUAAUGAGGUCCACAGUGAAGUCUUCGGUGUCCCUUGGAGGAAUUGUCAAGUACAGUGAGCAAUUCUCCUCCAAUGAUGCCAUCAUGUCAGGCUGCCUCCCAAGCAAUCCUUGGAUAACAGAUGAUACCCAGUUCUGGGAUUUAAAUGCCAAACUGGUGGAGGUCCCAACUAAGAUGCGUGUAGAGCGAUGGGCCUUCAACUUCAGUGAGCUGAUCCGGGACCCCAAGGGUCGUCAGAGCUUCCAGUACUUUCUCAAGAAGGAAUUCAGUGGGGAGAACCUGGGAUUCUGGGAAGCCUGUGAGGACCUGAAGUAUGGAGAUCAGUCCAAGGUCAAAGAGAAAGCAGAGGAGAUUUACAAGCUGUUCCUGGCACCAGGUGCAAGACGAUGGAUCAACAUAGAUGGCAAAACCAUGGACAUCACCGUGAAGGGGCUGAGACACCCCCACCGCUACGUGCUGGAUGCAGCUCAGACUCAUAUUUAUAUGCUCAUGAAGAAGGAUUCUUACGCUCGCUAUUUAAAAUCUCCGAUCUAUAAAGAAAUGCUGGCCAAAGCCAUCGAACCGCAGGGAACCACCAAGAGAAGUUCUACCCUCCCAUUUAUGAGGCGUCAUCUGCGCUCCAGCCCAAGCCCCGUCAUCCUGAGGCAGCUGGAAGAGGAAGAGAAAGCUCGAGAAGCGGCCAACACAGUGGACAUCACCCAGUCAGGUCAGCACUUGGCUCCCAGCCCUCACCUGGCCGUGUACACAGGGACCUGCGUGCCUCCCUCUCCUUCCAGCCCUUUCUCCCCAUCCUGUCGUUCCCCCAGGAGGCCCUUUCCCUCACCAAGUCGCUUCAUCCGGCGGCCCAGCAUCGCCAUCUGCCCCUCUCCCAUCCGAGUGGCCUUGGAGAGUUCUUCAGGCCUGGAGCCCAAGGGGGAAACCAGCUGGUCUGGUGCCAACUGUGGGCCCUCAGUCACUGAGAGCAGUGAGACCUCUGUGGACCAGACAAGACCACAUGGCCAACCCAGGGCUCCUCCCAAGGCCCGUGUGGCUCUGUCCCUUGGAAGGUUUCUGAGACGGGGCUGUUUGGCAUCCCCGGUUUUUGCCAGACUCUCACCCAAGUGCCCCGCUGUUUCACACGGGAAGGUGCAGCCUCUGGGGGACAUGGGCCAACAGCUGCCCAGGCUGAAACCCAAGAAAGUGGCCAACUUUUUCCAGAUCAAAAUGGAAAUGCCUACUGACAGUGGGCCUUGCCUGAUGGAUUCUGAUGACACCGGGGCUGGAGAGUCUGGUGACCAGACUACGGAAAAGGAAGUCAUCUGUCCUUGGGAGAGCCUGGCUGAGGGGAAGGCAGGCUGAGCAGGGCCUUGGGCUGGGAAGACCAUCAG